AUGGAAAUCAGCCAGGAGCCCUCGUCCGGGCACAGUGGAUCAAGGUCCCAUCCUCGACGGCGCGCUCGGGAAGGCGCUCAGGCUCAGACGACCGAGCUCGACGAAACCCGGGGGCAGCUCCGCAACCUCCAAGAAGAAUUUGCUCGGUUCAGAGACGAGCACACUGCUAGGCCCCGAGUCGAGCAGUCGACCCUGGUGAGAGCGCCCUUCACGGCGGACGUAAUGGCCCAGCCAUAUCCGCUCGACCUCCAGAUCCAGGGGAACCGAGGUUAUGACGGCCGCACGGACCCCGAGGUCCAUGUCAACGACUACUUCCACAACAUGUCGAUGAUGGGCGUGUCGGAUGCCGUCAUGUGCAGGGCCUUAUACUCCACUCUAUCCGGUCGGGCAGCCGAGUGGUUCCGAACAUUGCAGCCGGGCUCAAUUGCAGAUUUCAAUGCCCUGGCGAUCAAGUUCGUGAGGAAGUUCAUCACCUCGAAGGCGGUGAAGAAGUCCUAUAUGUACCUGGAGAAAGCCAAGCAGCUCGAGGGGGAAAGCUUGGUCGACUUCCUCGUCAAGUGGAAGGCCCCAGUCGGGGAGGUCGAGCAGAUGGACGAUGCCACCGCCACUCACAUGCUUCAUAUAUCCUUGCGGUCGGGCUAUCUAUACCAGGACUUCAUCCUCCACCCCCCGAGCUCAUAUGAAGAGGCCCUCCGAAGGGUCACAGAUUACGCCAACGCAGGCGAGGCGAACGCGGUCAAGCGCUCGCAGGAGGUCGGGAGUUCAUCCCGUAAGCCGACCGGCCGGGCGGAAAUCCGAUCGGAUGAUGAUCGUUCCCGUUCCCGCAACAGGCCUGGUCCGUUCACGGCCUUGAACCGAUCCGCCGCCGAGGCCAUGCAGUAUGCUCAAUCCUGCAACCUCAUUAAGCUCCCCCAUCCCGGACGAGACAGACCGGACAAGAGUAAGCACUGUGCUUACCAUAGGUGCGCAGUGCAUGAUACCGAGGAGUGUGUCCAGCUACGCCAGCUAUUGGAAGAGCUUCUCAACUCGGGAAAGCUGGACAAGUGCGUGGGGAGGAGAGAAGAAGGCAACAAAGAGACCGACCGAAGAGAUCGUCGACGAUCCCACCGUCGUUCCGAUCGGUCUGAGCGAGAUGAUCGGGUCGGGUCAGGGCCGUCAGGAUGA
This is a messenger RNA of Ipomoea nil (Japanese morning glory), 1164 nucleotides long. RefSeq lists its product as uncharacterized. The transcript has a single exon. The record is from RefSeq and is a predicted model, not a curated record. Lineage: Eukaryota; Viridiplantae; Streptophyta; Magnoliopsida; Solanales; Convolvulaceae. Bases 1 to 1164 code for a protein of 387 amino acids.